AUGGCAAAGCCGAGGGUGCUGGUCACGGUCGGUCCGUCCAACUCCUUCAAGUUGGAGGCCAUUGAUCCAGGCUUUGAGCCCAAGAUGCGUGAUAGCGUAGAGCUUGUGUGUCUAGAGGAUGCCAUAGCUGCGGCCGAGACCAAUCCGGUCCAGGUUUGGGCCUGUUUUGCACACAGCUCGGUCAACCCGGACGUCGUUCGCAAAAUUUCACCACGCAACACGUUGCGAGCUGUCGUCAACUAUGGUGUGGGCACGGAUCACAUCGACCUCAAAGGGUUGGCGGAGAUGGGUGUCCCUGUGAGCAAUACACCGGGUGUCCUUAACGAUGCGACAGCCGAAAUGGGCUGGGCCCUCUUGAUGGCUUGUGCCCGCCGUAUCCCUCAAUGCGACCAGUUUUGUCGCACGGGUCAGUUCAGCAAGUACAAUAACCUGGUCUAUAUGGGAAAGGCUAUCGCCGAGACUACACUCGGCAUCGUGGGUUUGGGCCGCAUCGGACAAGCCGUGGCCGAGCGCGCCGUGGGCUUUCGCAUGCAAGUUUUGUAUGCGGGGCGCUCGCGUCAACCUGUUGAGGUGGAGGCACGCUGUGGAAACGCACAGCAUGUCCCGCUUGAUGACCUGCUUGCGCGUUCAGACUACGUGGUGCUUUGCUGUCCGGCAACGGCAGAGACAAACAAGCUCAUGAACAAAGAGCGACUUCACAUGAUGAAAUCCACAGCCUCCUUGAUCAAUAUUGCCCGCGGCACUGUUGUGGAUACGGACGCACUGGUCGAGGUGCUUCGCACCAAAGUCAUUGACAGUGCAGGGCUUGAUGUUUUUGAGCCCGAGCCAUUGCCCACAGACCAUGAGCUCUACACUCUCGACAACGUUGCUUUGGCUCCGCAUCGCGGCAGUGCAACUUUCGAGACGCGCGCGGCCAUGCUCAAGCUGGUGUGUGAUAACAUUUUUGCUGCUGUCGCGGGCGAGGAGCUCCUGACGCGCUGCAAUUGAGUCCGAGUUUGGAAGGUAGUGGUGCCAGCCGAAGCAUUCGACAUGCACGCAUUGUCUGCACUUCAAUUACUCGAGUCAAACUACAAGGUUGACGCACAGCGUCAAAAUGACCUAUCAUAGCCGCCUUGAAGGCGUUUUGCUUGCCGGUGGUUCUCAUUAAGCUGAGGCACCCAAUCGAGCCUGCCAGAA
Messenger RNA from Monosiga brevicollis MX1, 1176 nucleotides. RefSeq lists its product as uncharacterized. The coding region runs from base 1 to 987 and encodes 328 amino acids. Gene Ontology annotation, cellular component: cytosol. Gene Ontology annotation, molecular function: hydroxypyruvate reductase [NAD(P)H] activity; NAD binding; glyoxylate reductase (NADPH) activity. The record is from RefSeq and is a predicted model, not a curated record. Lineage: Eukaryota; Choanoflagellata; Craspedida; Salpingoecidae. The transcript has 8 exons.